This is a messenger RNA of Myodes glareolus (Bank vole), 4205 nucleotides long. The record is from RefSeq and is a predicted model, not a curated record. Lineage: Eukaryota; Metazoa; Chordata; Mammalia; Rodentia; Cricetidae.
GGCUGCAUCCAUAGAGCGGCUGGUCCCUGUUUGUUAGCUGAAUGUCGGACCCUGAAUGGCUGUGAGACUGGACACGCAAAAAUCACAUGCGGCUAUGACCUCCCUGCAAAGUACGUCAUCCAUACUGUAGGGCCAAUAGCCAGAGGCCACAUUAAUGGUUCCCACAAGGAAGACCUUGCAAAUUGCUAUCAAUCAUCCUUGAAGCUGGUGAAAGAAAAUAAUCUCCGAUCAGUUGCAUUUCCCUGCAUUUCAACAGGCAUUUAUGGUUUUCCAAAUGAGCCUGCUGCAGUCAUUGCCCUAGAUACGAUCAAGGAAUGGCUGGCCAAGAAUCACCAGGAGGUGGACCGAAUCAUCUUCUGUGUCUUCCUAGAAGUUGACUUCAAGAUCUACAAGAAGAAGAUGAGCGAGUUCUUCCCUGUUGAUGAUAACAAUGAGGGAGCAGCUGAUGUUGACAUGAAAGAAGACACAGAAGGGCUUGAGCCUAAAGGCCUUUCCCCACCUCACAAGAAGAGCAAAGCAAAGAAAGCAGAAAGUUCAAAGGACUCCAGUGAAGAUGAGAGUGGUCCAGAGGAAAAGCCAACGACGGGAGAAACGGAAGGGCAGAGCCAAGAAGCAGAUGGUGUCCACACUGCCCCUGUGCCCAGUCCUGCUUCAGAAGACACAGUUGAAGUCCGUCCGGAUGAAGAUUCUGCAAAGGAUGACAAUCCUAUAAAGGACAGCGAUGUGACCAAUCAUGCUGUGUGUGACCAAGAACUUUCCAAUGGACAAGAGAAUGAGCCAACAAAGAGUGAAGUGAAAACUGAGACAGAGUCCCCAAGCUCAUCCAUGGAGACAGAAGAGCUUCCUUCAACCCAAGAAGAUGCCACGAUUGUGGAGCAACCAGAAGUGAUCCCCCUGACUGAUGAUGACCAAGAGGAGCAGGAAGGUGGAGAAGCUCAAGACGAAGAUGCAUCUUCUGUGUUUGCAAAAAGCCAAGGUUCCAGUGACACAGAACCCACUACAGGUCCUGACGUUGAAAUGAACAGCCAGGAUGACAACAUAAAUGAGCCAACAGAGUGUCAGCAAGAAGAUUUCCAAUAGGGCCGCAAGAUGAAGCAAAGGAACAAAGAAUUGAAGCGAAAUGACAACCCUCAGCAUCGCAAGGCCUGGCCCUGGGGGACUUGGGAAGAUGAUAGUGUGUGCUGUGGAAGAGGGUGGGGGAGGGGGGAAGGCGAGUCCGAAGAAGGAAGGGUCCUUUGCUCUAACUCUCCAGCUGCAUUUUGUUUUGUUUACCUACAGUAAAGCAAACAGAAAAGAAUUAAAAAAGAAAGAAAGAAAGGAAAAGGAAUAAGACAGCAAGCUCGCUCCACUCGUGAGGCCCCAAGCUAAGGCAAACUUUCAGGCACUUUGUCCCUUUCAUUUCAGUCUUUUCUCCAUGCCUCACCCUAGGAUUGGUGAUAGGGUUAAGACUCACCCGUGUCUCCUGGUCCCUGUCUGUUUUCUUGGUUACCUCACAAAGCUGGUCAUAGAGUGAUUUCUCCCAAGCGGGGAAAAAAAGAAGGAAGGAGAUUGAUGAGCUUCAGGCUAAAUUUCAAGAAUCACCAGGCCCCAAACUGGUAAAAUCCACAGACAGAGGAGGAAGGAUAGAAAAUGGACACAAGCCUCAGAGAACACCUUGAAGAGGUCUGAAUGAGGAGUUCAGAAUAUUUUAAUCAGGAUUUACUGAAGAAGGUGGACCUGGCAGCCACGGGGGGGGGGUCUCCACCUCCACAUCCUGGAUGUCUUGUGCAUUCCCUUUUGAGGCUGAUUUUGAGCACAGCUUCUUUGGUUUAUGAGGUCUUCAUGGCGUGCUUCCAUUUAGGGUCCAUCACUGAGAUGUGCCUCUUCCUACGCCAUGGGAAAGGGUAUUACUAUCAUUAAGAUUUAAUAGAUGCACUUGCUUCAUUUACAACCCAAACAAGCCUGUUAAAUAAUAAUUUCAGUUUCCAAAGUUCCACAUGAAAUCAUAAAAGAAUAUCCAUGUUGAGUCAAGGUGUGUUAGCCCACAGAGGUUCCCACUUGAAGUUAGCAGCCCUUGGAGCCAUUGCUUCCAGUCCUGGCUUAUCUGUCUGCUUAUGCCAAGUCCAAGGAUGAUUUGGUGGAUCAUCCACUCAUCCAAAAGGUAGUUAAAACUAUUAACAACUUAAGAAGCCAGUGGAAUAGAGUUAGCUCAAGCAAUGAAGACCAGAGGAGGCUGGGCAUCGUGCCGACUCUCUGUCCCAGAACAUACGGAAGUUCUCCCGCUACCUCCCUGGGUUCCAAAGACAUGGUAGUAUCUUUUGCACAUCAUCUGAACCCUACAAUGCUUUAGACUUGGGAUGUUUAUGAUGCUAUUCUUAACAGAAGGGGAAUGGGAAGUGGGAACCAACAAAAUCUAAAGUCUAUAGUGACAUGAUACCACUUUAUAAAUUUCUCAUCCAGAUCUCUAGUUUUGUCCUUUCCUGUGGAAAACUCACCUUAUCUUCCUAUGACCAGUUUUGCCUGUUCUGAAUUAAUUGCCUCUUCCAGACAACAUAUUUUGUAUAAUAGAAUAAGUAGCAAAUCAUACAUCUACAUAUGUUACCUUUUAACAACUCUAAUUUUCAUUAAAGCAAUUCAUCAUAGCAAUGAGGCUAUUUCGGCAAUUUCAUGAGGCUACCCCAUGACCUUUCUCCUUUACAGUAUGACAUGAAUGCGCAUACCUCUCCAUUACACACUGUUUUCUAGAACAAUACUUUCUCUAAAUAAUUGAAGAAAAGAUGCCAUUCAGAUAUUGAUAGCUUCAAUAUCUUGCCAUCUUUCUAGCUAUUUUAAAAGCACCCAUCAUUUUUAGGACAUGCCUGACAAGAGAACCAAGCUAGGAGGGUGUUUCCCCGGAACUCCCAGGGGAAGUACUACUGGGACCCUUAGGGGGCUAUAGUGGACGGCUGGCUUCUAAAUGGACAAAGGCGAAAGAGGGACAACCAGGACAGAGGUGAUCCAGCCCACCUUCCUCUUUAUUAGCAAUGGCAGCCAUUUGACUCACUCAUAUUGCAUGGGUUAAGAACUAGAGGAGAGAAUUCUAUGAAAACUGUAGAAAAAGGAACGUGCUCUUCGUAUCUAGGAAACAGAGAGGGGGGAGUCCCACUCCUGCAUUUGCCUAGACUUCUUUUAAUGAAUUAGACAUUUUCAUUUUUGCUUUGCCGUAGAUUUUUGGUUGCUAUGUGGCUGAAUGAUUGUACGCUUUAAAAUAAAUAAUGCAGUUAAUUCACACUUCAAUAAUGAAAUAUUAACAUUUUAGCUCUGGGCCAGCCUGAAGACAUCACAAACAAGAAAACGCGUUGCCUGCUGGCCCUGUCACUGCACGGGCUGUGCAAGGCAGUCCAUGUGGGAAGUAGACCAGUUCUUCCACACAUAAAUUCCGGAGGGCCAUUUCCGACCACACUUCAGUCAGGCCACACGACAUGAAGGGCAGUGGGAAGAUGGGAGGAAAGUAGCCCUGUUAUUAGUCAUGUUUGCACACAGACAUUUGAAAUAGGUCUUCGACAUAAGAGUCCUAAUUAAAAAGGUACUCGCUGCAGGCUAGACAAAGGGGCUUUUCCUCUUGCUGGUAACUAUUCAGAAGAUGGACAAGUCUUCUUUGAUAAAAGCUUACAAAGAAGACAUCCGAAGCCCUGUCUAUGACACCGGGUCACAUAUUAACCACUGCAGCUAAUUGUAAAUCUUUCUAUGAAACUCUGAAAAGCCUCUUUGUGAAUUAGUCCAGUUCUGCUUGACGCACUUGGUUUGCAAAGACAUUUUCUCUGUAUGUGGUGCAUGUCGGCUGUGCUUUGAACAACAACAAAGCUAGCAGAAUACGCUCAAUAUAUUUUCUCGGGAAAUAGGGUUUUUAUCAUAUGACUCAUUAAGGAUUUGCCUUACCCUGACAUUUGUGAUAUAAAGGAAAAUCAGGAGAAAAGUACUUUUCUUGAACAAGAUAUGUUUUUACUUAAUGCGAAUACAUGUAGUCUGUUGCUUGCAAGGAAAAAAAAAAACCAAACGUCUUCUGGUAAUAAUAGGGUAACACGUGCCUCUUUUGUUAAGCCAGUCUUGACAUGCUGGACAGCUUCUGAGUCUGUUUGUCUGUUCUCAUCUGUGCCACACACUAUGACACUUAAAUGACUGUUGCCUUCAAACUAUAUUUGUUAGAGCAGAGUGCAAAUAAACUUCUUUGAGAGGAGAAUGUGGAA